AUGUCCAACCUUCCAUCUGAGCCUGAGUUCGAGCAGGCCUACAAAGAGCUGGCCUCAACUCUCGAAAACAGCACACUUUUCCAACAGAAGCCCGAAUACAAGACUGCCUUGAAGGUCGUCUCUAUUCCAGAGCGUAUCAUCCAAUUCCGAGUCGUCUGGGAAGAUGAUAAGGGAGCACUCCAGGUGAACCGCGGAUACCGUGUUCAAUUCAACUCUGCUUUAGGUCCAUACAAGGGUGGUCUUCGCCUGCACCCAACAGUCAACUUGAGUAUCCUCAAGUUCUUGGGUUUUGAGCAGAUCUUCAAGAAUGCUCUGACUGGACUGAACAUCGGUGGUGGCAAGGGAGGAGCCGACUUCGAUCCUAAGGGAAAGUCCGAUCACGAGAUCCGAAGAUUCUGUGUAGCUUUCAUGCGUGAGCUGAGCAAGCACAUCGGCGCCGAUACCGACGUACCAGCAGGAGAUAUUGGUGUUGGAGGACGUGAGAUUGGAUACUUGUUCGGCGCAUAUAGGGCUGAGAAGAACAAGUGGGAGGGAAUCCUCACUGGAAAGGGUGGAAGCUGGGGUGGAUCUCUGAUCAGACCUGAGGCCACUGGUUACGGUCUCGUAUACUACGUUGGACACAUGAUCGCCUAUGCUGGACAAGGCUCUUUUAAAGGCAAGACCGUUGCCAUCUCCGGUUCCGGAAACGUCGCUCAAUUCGCAGCACUAAAGGCUAUUGAGCUUGGUGCCACCGUCGUCUCUCUCUCCGAUUCCAAGGGUGCUCUUGUCGCCGCUGAGGGUGAAUCAUUUGCUCCAGAAGAUAUUUCUAAGAUCGCCGAGCUGAAGCUCAAGCGUCAAUCGCUUACCGAGUUCAGCAGCAGCAAAUACAAGUACAUUGACGGUGCCCGACCAUGGACCCACGUCAAGGUUGACGUUGCACUUCCUUGUGCUACCCAGAACGAGGUUUCUAAAGAGGAGGCUGAGGCUUUGGUCGCCAGCGGAGCUCGCUUUAUUGCUGAAGGAUCCAACAUGGGAUGCACACAAGAAGCCAUCGAUGUCUUCGAGGCUGAGCGAAAGUCCAAGGGAGACAAGGCUAUCUGGUACGCACCAGGCAAGGCCGCCAACGCAGGUGGUGUCGCCGUCUCCGGACUCGAGAUGGCUCAGAACUCUGCCAGAAUCAGCUGGACCAGCGAGGAGGUUGACGAGAAGCUCAGGGGCAUCAUGGAGGCUGCCUUCAAGAACGGUUUGGAGACAGCGAAGAAGUACGUUGAAGCUAAGGAUGGCGAGUUCCCAUCGCUGGUCGCUGGAAGCAACAUUGCUGGUUUCGUUAAGGUGGCCCAAGCGAUGUUUGACCAGGGUGAUUGGUGGUAG
Cadophora gregata is the source of this 1350-nucleotide messenger RNA. RefSeq lists its product as uncharacterized. Lineage: Eukaryota; Fungi; Ascomycota; Leotiomycetes; Helotiales; Ploettnerulaceae. The transcript has 4 exons. Bases 1 to 1350 code for a protein of 449 amino acids. The record is from RefSeq and is a predicted model, not a curated record. Gene Ontology annotation, molecular function: L-glutamate dehydrogenase (NADP+) activity. Gene Ontology annotation, cellular component: cytosol.